UGCGCCCGAGAACCUGGCAUUAGGGUUCGGUUAAACGGACGUGGUGGAGGCGCUGUCCACCCAUCGAGUGCAGGUAACCGCGGACAGUGGAGCUGUAACCUAACCACAGUUGUCAAGAACCGGGUCAGUACUGUUCAGUGUACAACUGCAGGCGGUAAGCGGAGAGACACUCAGUACAGUCGUUCGGGUUCAGUGUGGCAGCUGAAGCAGGAAUUCGAAACUCUUGCAGCUGAAGGUUAGGGAAUCGAGAUCCGACCCUUGUCGUUUGAGGCGCAGGGGAAGCCCAUUUGGUGUCAGCCAGUCGGAUCGAUCAUACAUGCAGAGGGAAUUGUACGACGCUCGCACCCCGAUCCGAGUCAGGUGAGUUGAAUGCUGCUGCUACUUAACUCCGAGGGGAGGAGCGGUAGGGAUUCCGAGAAGAAGGGAGCAGUGACUACGACGAGGCAGCGUCGAGUGGAACCAGCGCUUGCCGUCCGUAUGUGAGGACGAUGGAACACGCCGAGACAAGAGGCGAGGAGAAAGUCUAAGGCACGGUUAAGAAUCGAGGGCUGGAUUUGAAUGUCCGUCGGGGAUCGUGUGGCUAGGCUGGCCAUCACGCUGUAGACUCGCUGUACAGAUAGAUGCACUAAGAACGAGUGAAUCAUUGUCGGCAUCAAGGUGCCCACUCACAGGGACAUUCUCUCCCAGCUCGAGCACCCCGAAAUGGGGAAGAGUACAUCUCUGAAUGAAGCGCUCUUGGACCAGCGGGAGGAAGCCUGUGGAACUCCGCAGCAACCAAUUCGAGUGGAGGAAGCGUAUGGGCAAAAAUUUCUGAACGGGGACUGGAAAUGUGGUACGGAUGUGUGUGGAAUAGCCAACACUCGUAGCGACGCUGCCAUAGAAGAACGAUCCGAAGCAACCAAGAAGCUGAGUCGUGCUGUUUGUUUCUGCGUUGUGUUUAUGAUCUUAGAAAUCAUUGGGGGCAUUAAGGCUGGCAGUCUAGCAGUUCUCACAGAUGCGGUACACUUGUCGUCCGACGUCGCGAGUUUCGCAAUAUCUCUUUUCGCAGUUUGGGCUGGAGGUUUGGAGGCGGACCGUCACCGCCACUCGUUCGGGUUUUACCGACUGGAAGUUUUGGGCGCGUUAGUCUCUAUACUGAUCAUAUGGUUGAUCACUGGAAUAAUAGUGUACGAAGCAAUUGACAGGCUUUUCACCGAGCAGGGUGCAAUCGAUGGUCGUUUAAUGUUCAUCGUAGCAUCCCUCGGACUGCUAGUCAACCUUGCGAUGAUGUUCUUGCUGGGACAUGACCAUGGACACGGAGGGCACGGGCACGGUCAUGAUCAUGGGCAUGGACACGGGCAUUCGCAUGACCACGAGGAAGCAAGUGAUCAGGAACACUCUCACACUCAUGAACACGGAAGUCAUGAUGGUCACGAUCAUGAACAUCACGAGCAUCACCACGACGAAGCACACGAUGAGCACGCACCUCUCUUAUUAGAGGAUGGAAAGAGUUCUGACCCAAAUCAGCACAGGCAGGAAUGCAAGCGACAGAACCUAGUAGUCAGGGGUCAUGAUCAAAUAAUUGUCUGCAUAUGCGACGAAGCCGAUGGAUCCUUUGAGCGAAGACUGACCAUUGAUUCGACGUCAAGUGAACACGAGGUUCGACGCUCUGGUUCUAGUGAAAGAAGAGAAAAUGUCAACGUGCGCAGCGCAUACUUGCAUGUUUUAGGAGACAUGAUACAGAGCAUUGGUGUCAUGAUCGGAGGAGCAGUAAUAUGGUGGAAGCCUGAGUGGAAGAUAGUAGAUUUGAUAUGCACUUUCCUGUUCUCCAUUAUCGUUCUGUUGACUACGUUGAAGAUGGUCAGUGAUAUUCUGGCAGUUUUGAUGGAAAGCACCCCGCGAGAAAUCGAUGCAAAACUCCUUCAAAAGGGCUUGGAAGCCAUCGACGGAGUGAAUGCCGUGCACGAGCUUCACAUAUGGGCAAUUACUGUGGGAAAAGUAAUCUUGGCUUGUCAUGUUAUGAUCAAGCCCGAGGCCGAGUCAGAUGAGGUGCUGCAGAAGGUGAUACACUACUGCGACUCGAAGUUCAAAAUCAGCCAUGUCACCAUACAGAUCGAGCGAAGAAAGCAUGCUGCACCCCUAAAUGCCCCUUCAGAAGACCAUUCUCUUGAUCACGACCAUUCUCAUGACCAUGACCAUCACCACCAUGAUCAUCACUGAGGGUCAGGGACAAGGUACUUCGUGAGUUCCACUUGCCCAGGGACAGGUUUUGGCAUCCCAAAAGUCCCUUCGGCUCUUUGUCCUAGACUUGACGACUUUUAACCAUACUGUUGUGAUCAGGUAUGGUGCAAAAGUGAAGCAGAUACUGUUUUGAGUUUUAAGCAGACGAAGAAAGUCCAGAAGGAAAGAGAUGGCUGUUUCUGAAGCUUCAUUUCACUGCGUUUGAGCGGUGUUUAUGUGGGACUUCAAGGAGUCCCUCCUAUCUCUUCAACGAGGUUGGGUUGCCAGCAAACGUUCUGCUUCAUUGAAGUUGGGCAGGUCUGAAGUGUUGGGGAUGCAUCGUACUUGUAGGUGGUCAGGAUCGAAGCUUCCUUCGCAGAGCAAUACGAACCGCGUGAGCAAGUGUUCGCAAGUCGUUCCACACGCUUCUUUCAGUACGCUUGACGUUUGUAAACUUCAUCAUCGGUCGCCAAACUGGACUGAACGUGUGGGACGAAUAUCUGUAAGAUUGUUGCUGCUCAGCGCUUCAUCUGUAAAACGCGCUUACCCAUAUUGGGUGAUGUGUAUGUAUGACUAUAGGUCUAUCAGCAAGAAAUAUGAGAACUCAGCGCCAUGCUUUUCCCUUGCAAAUGAGAGGAUUUGAUAGAGAUUCCUGUGUCUCUACGAAUAUAUAUUGUUGUGUACAAUGAGAAUGCGGAAUAGAGCCUAUUUGGAAGUCAGUGCUUGUAUCAGUUUUGAAUAGAGUUGGUACACACAACGUGGAUUAUGCGGUUAUCUUCAGAUGUCAUGAUUCACAAAAUCAUGCAAUGUUGUUAUUAUUCUUUGAGAACUGAGGGUUAAAUUUCAGGAACUUUGUUGAAGUUCAUGAGGACGAAAAAGAGAGUGUGACGGGAGGUGAGAAGCGACGUACUUUUUUUUGCAAUUAUAUUCAGAGGAAUCUGUUAGACGAGGUGGAGACUUGCCAAUGUAUCAUUUGUUUGUACGUUACGUCUAGAAGGAAGUCAGGAUAUUAUGUCAUUGUACAAUAAUUCUUGAAGUUAGUGAAAAUGCUUAGUCCCAUGCUAUCCUUCAUGGUAUAGGUUUGAGCAUGGAAGUAUGUUCAUCCAAUGUGCAUCAGCCGAGAUGCUCUGCCACGGUUUUGGCAAUGCCACAAUUUAACCUCGAAAUGAAUACAUUUCAAGUAAUUCCGCAUGGAAAAAAAUCAACGGACGCUAACUUCAUCGUACGGUAGUACCUAGUCUAUGAGUCCCGAGUCCGUAAACAACGUUUUUUCUUUGGAGAUUGGACAGAAAAUUGCUUAUUGUUUCAUUCGCAGAGUUGAUUCGGGUGCUUUUUCCGCUGGUAGGGUAGAAUUCUAUCUUCUGCUGUAACGUACGAUUUGGAAACAAACAC
Marchantia polymorpha subsp. ruderalis is the source of this 3591-nucleotide messenger RNA. NCBI's taxonomy places the organism in Eukaryota, Viridiplantae, Streptophyta, Marchantiopsida, Marchantiales, Marchantiaceae. The record is from the annotation of a GenBank genome assembly.